UCCUGUCGCAACACACUACCAUGUCAACAGGGUGGUUAUCCGGAUCCGAAUGCAUGUCACCGUUGCUUGUGUCCGACAGGAUUAGGCGGCACAUAUUGUGAAAAGUUGCAGCAGCACUCAAGCUGUGGAGUCGAAUUGGUAGCUACAGAUUCCUGGCAGGAUCUAUCCUAUUCUGGAGCGUCGUCAUGCUACUGGCGUAUAAAAACGGAUCCUGGCGACCGUAUCCGAUUCGAGUUGACCACUGUCUUCUUCAAAUGUGCUCCGACAUGCGAAGAAUUCGUGGAAGUGAAGUUCGGGCCAAGUCACGACCGAACGGGACUUCGUGAAUGUUGCCGUGCUGAGUACGGUGAGAUUCUAUCCCAAAGUGACUCCAUCCUUGUUCUUACACUGGCCACAACGAAUUCACAAUUCGCUCUUCGUUACCGGCGA
Messenger RNA from Ostertagia ostertagi, 429 nucleotides. The record is from the annotation of a GenBank genome assembly. Lineage: Eukaryota; Metazoa; Nematoda; Chromadorea; Rhabditida; Trichostrongylidae.